Molecule: messenger RNA, 2458 nt
Organism: Octodon degus (degu)
Lineage: Eukaryota; Metazoa; Chordata; Mammalia; Rodentia; Octodontidae
Gene: Irx2
Product: iroquois homeobox 2
Exons: 5
Coding region: 427-1836 (469 amino acids)
Biological process (GO): regulation of transcription by RNA polymerase II; cell development; neuron differentiation
Cellular component (GO): nucleus
Molecular function (GO): RNA polymerase II cis-regulatory region sequence-specific DNA binding; DNA-binding transcription factor activity, RNA polymerase II-specific
Source: RefSeq, a predicted model, not a curated record
ACUCCUCCCCGCGCGCCUUGCUGCCCCUCCCCCGGCCGUGGCCGGCGGCGGUAGCGGGCGGAGCAGGGGAGGGGCGGGCACCCGAAUAUGCAGAUGAGCGCGUGACGGACAGCUCCGCGUUCCAAUGUCCCUCGGAAACUCGAGCGCUCGUUCCUCAACUCCUCACUCCCGACUCGAGACUCCCCCAAACCCCGACCGCCGGCCUGGCGCGCGGCUGCGCCCACCGGCUCCGCGCUGCCGCCGCUGUCGCUGCCACCCCACCGAUCCCCAGCCCGCAGCCGCCCAGGCGACUGCCCAAGCUAGCCAGCUCCGGCCCGCAGCCCGGGUGCCCACCGCCGCGCCGCGCCCCGGCCGGGCGUGGAUGGAGGGCGCCGCGCGCGCUGCCCGCUGCUCGGCGUGACGCGGGCCCUGCGCCCCGCGCCCACCAUGUCCUACCCGCAGGGCUACCUGUACCAAGCGCCCGGGUCGCUGGCGCUCUACUCGUGCCCCGCGUACGGCGCGUCCGCGCUGGCGGCGCCGCGAAGCGAGGAGCUGGCGCGCUCGGCGUCUGGCUCGGCUUUCAGCCCGUACCCGGGCUCCGCGGCCUUCACGGCACAGGCGGCCACCGGCUUCGGAAGCCCGCUACAGUAUUCGGCCGACGCUGCCGCCGCUGCCGCCGGCUUCCCGUCCUACAUGGGCGCGCCCUACGACGCGCACACGACCGGGAUGACCGGCGCUAUCAGCUACCACCCUUAUGGAAGCGCGGCCUACCCAUAUCAGCUCAAUGACCCGGCGUACCGUAAGAACGCCACGCGUGACGCCACGGCCACGCUGAAGGCCUGGCUGCAGGAGCACCGCAAGAACCCCUACCCCACCAAGGGCGAGAAGAUCAUGCUGGCCAUCAUCACCAAGAUGACCCUCACGCAGGUCUCCACCUGGUUUGCCAACGCGCGCCGGCGCCUCAAAAAAGAGAACAAGAUGACAUGGGCCCCGAGGAACAAAAGCGAGGACGAGGACGAGGAAGACGGCGACGCGGCGCGGAGCAAGGACGAGAGUCCAGACAAGGCACAAGAGGGCACGGAGACCUCGGCGGAGGACGAAGGGAUCAGCCUGCACGUGGACUCGCUCACGGAUCACUCCUGCUCUGCCGAGUCAGACGGAGAGAAGCUGUCUUGCCGCGCCGGAGAUCCUCUGUGUGAGUCGGGCUCAGAGUGCAAGGACAAGUACGACGACCUGGAGGACGACGAAGACGAUGAGGAGGACGAAUGCGAGCGGGACCUGGCACCACCCAAGCCCGUGACCUCCUCUCCGCUCACCGGUGUGGAGGCGCCGCUGCUGAGCCCGGCUCCCGAGGCCGUGCCCCGCAAGACACCCCUGGGCAGCCGGACGUCGCCGGGCGCGCCGCCGCCCGCCAGCAAGCCCAAGCUGUGGUCGCUGGCCGAGAUUGCCACGUCGGACCUCAAGCAGCCGAGCCUGGGCCCGGGCUGUGCGACCCCGGGGCUGCCUGCCGCUGCUGCACCCACCUCGACCGGGGCCACUCCAGGCGGCUCGCCCUAUCCGGCCUCGCCACUGCUGGGCCGUCACCUCUACUACACGACGCCCUUCUAUGGCAACUACACAAACUACGGGAACUUGAACGCGGCGUUGCAGGGCCAGGGCCUCCUGCGCUACAACGCGGCUGCCGCGGCCCCCAGCGAGACGCUGCACGCUGUGCCCAAGCCAGCAAGCGACGCGGGAAAGGCAGGCGCACACCCGCUGGAGCCGCACUACCGAGCCCCGGGCGGCGGCUAUGAACCCAAGAAAGAUGCCAGCGAGGGCUGCACGGUGGUUGGCGCAGGCGUCCAGCCCUACCUAUAGAAGGCCCAGCUCGGCAGCGCAAGUAGGUGUCACAAUUGCUUUGGAAAAAAAAGUCAGCAGGCCACGCUCUCUCAUAAAUACACAGAUACAAAAAGCAGAUCUCUAAAUCCGGACCGUAUCUUGUGCCACUGUAAAAGUGAAGGACCCACACAGCACGGUCAGCCACAGACCUAAGGACUGCCACGCACUGUUGUGGACAUAUGUGAACUUCUCGGCAUAGUAUAGCUUCCCCCAUGUAUGUGUGAAUUUUGAAAACAAUCUGUUUUUUCUCAGGAUAUCUUGAAUUGAUCACUUCAUUGCCACGGUAUAUAUUCUAUAGGUGUGAUAGGAUUUACUGUAAAAUUUAUUUGUAAAAGAUGUACACAGUAGAAAUAAAACGUGAUUGAAGAACUUGAGUACUUCACAAGUGAAAACAAAUUUGAUAUUUAUUUUUAUAAUGAUAUAAAGCUUCUAGUAAUUUAUGCAAGUUGUAUUGCAAUGGAAUCUAAACUUUUUGUAAAUAAAUUCUGCUUGGUUUUUAUUUGAACAUUGCCGGUUAUACAAUCUUUGUUGGUUGUUUAACAUGAAUUCUUUACUAAUUUAUAUCUUAAAUUGUAAAUAAAAACAGACUAGUCUACAAUAA